Molecule: messenger RNA, 609 nt
Organism: Nerophis lumbriciformis (worm pipefish)
Lineage: Eukaryota; Metazoa; Chordata; Actinopteri; Syngnathiformes; Syngnathidae
Source: RefSeq, a predicted model, not a curated record
AUGUGUUGUACGGGGAAGUGUGCCCGCUUGGUGGGCCUGAUCCUUCUGCCUUCGGCGUUCGUCUGCAUGAUCGCCAACCUGCUGCUCUUCUUUCCCGACGGCAAACGUCUGGAGAAUGAUCAGAUCUCUCUGCAGGUCUGGCUGAUGGGGGGUCUCAUCGGAGGAGGCCUCUUUAUGCUGUGCCCGAGCUGCUCCGCUAUCAGGGCCGGGGGCAAGGGUUGCUGCGGAAAGGGUUGCUGCGGCAACCGCUGCCGGAUGUUGAACUCGGUCUUCUCGUCGGCUUUCGGUGUGGUGGGCGCCAUCUACUGCAGCAGCGUGGCCUCGGCCGGGCUGGCCAUCGGACCCAAGUGUCGCGUGGUGGGAGAUGUCUGGACGUACCCUUUCGAGGAUCUCGGAACGGGAAGUGGGAGCUACCUGGUCAACCAAACUUUAUGGGACAUGUGCGAGUACCCCAAGAAUGCCGUCAUGUGGCAUGUGGUUCUCUUCUCCAUCCUGUUGUCCAUGGCUGUCCUCCAGCUGGUACUGUGCGGUAUUCAAGUGGUCAACGGAUGCCUGGGCUGCAUCUGCGGGGAUUGCCGAGACAGCAAGGAUGACGAAAGCGGCUUGUGA